GGCGCUGUCUCCGGAUCAUGCUGAGACUCUGAUCCGCUGACUGGCUGCAGGAGGACCCGCGCCGUGUGCGGUUUUUGUUGAACAUGGCCGAGUAUUUGGCUUCUAUCUUCGGUACAGAGAAAGAUAAAGUAAACUGCUCUUUCUACUUUAAAAUCGGAGCAUGUCGCCAUGGAGACAGGUGCUCCAGACUCCACAACAAGCCCACCUUCAGCCAGACGAUCGCCCUCCUGAACAUAUACCGUAACCCUCAAAACACUGCCCAGUCUGCUGAUGGAUUAAAUGCAGUUAGUGAUGUGGAGAUGCAGGAGCACUAUGAUGAGUUCUUUGAGGAGGUCUUCACAGAGAUGGAGGAGAAGUAUGGCGAGGUGGAGGAGAUGAACGUGUGUGAUAAUCUUGGAGAUCAUCUGGUCGGGAACGUCUAUGUGAAGUUUCGUCGUGAGGAGGAUGCUGAGAAGGCCGUGCUGAACCUGAAUAACCGCUGGUUUAACGGGCAGCCCAUCCAUGCUGAGCUUUCUCCAGUCACGGACUUUAGGGAGGCCUGCUGCAGGCAGUAUGAAAUGGGAGAGUGCACUCGAGGUGGCUUCUGCAAUUUCAUGCAUCUAAAACCAAUCUCGCGAGAACUCAGGAGAGAGCUUUAUGGACGCAGAAGGAAGAGGCAUCGCUCCCGCUCUCGUUCUCGUGAGAGGCGCUCCCGCUCCCGUGAACGCAACCGAGGAGGAGGAGGAGGAGGAGGAGGUGGUGGACGAGACCGCGAGCGACGGAGGUCCCGGGAUAGAGAACGCUCCGGCAGAUUUUAAAACCAUCCAUCUCUUCUCCACGCUCAAACUCUGCCCUCCAGUGGUUGUCUUCAGCCCUAAUGGCAAAAAAUGUAACACAUGUUACUUGUUUUUACAUCAGUUGACUUUUACUUUUUUCUUCUUCUUCUUUUUUUUCUCCCAUUUUUGGUAGCCCUCCCCUUGCGUAUUUGUCCUGUAUCCUUUUACACAGACGUUAUUUUGUUUCUGAAUAAAAACCUUCUCUAGUA
This is a messenger RNA of Astyanax mexicanus (Mexican tetra), 1024 nucleotides long. It is a transcript of the gene u2af1, whose product is annotated as U2 small nuclear RNA auxiliary factor 1. Lineage: Eukaryota; Metazoa; Chordata; Actinopteri; Characiformes; Acestrorhamphidae. The transcript is spliced from 8 exons. Gene Ontology annotation, cellular component: spliceosomal complex; U2AF complex. The record is from RefSeq and is a predicted model, not a curated record. Gene Ontology annotation, molecular function: metal ion binding; pre-mRNA 3'-splice site binding. Gene Ontology annotation, biological process: mRNA splicing, via spliceosome. Bases 84 to 797 code for a protein of 237 amino acids.